Messenger RNA from Colossoma macropomum (tambaqui), 1679 nucleotides. RefSeq names its product EEF1A lysine methyltransferase 2 (gene eef1akmt2). The record is from RefSeq and is a predicted model, not a curated record. Gene Ontology annotation, cellular component: cytoplasm. The transcript is spliced from 7 exons. Gene Ontology annotation, biological process: peptidyl-lysine dimethylation; peptidyl-lysine monomethylation. Gene Ontology annotation, molecular function: protein-lysine N-methyltransferase activity. Lineage: Eukaryota; Metazoa; Chordata; Actinopteri; Characiformes; Serrasalmidae. The coding region runs from base 14 to 718 and encodes 234 amino acids.
UUUAGCUGCUGCAAUGGCUUCAGUCGAGAGCUCACAUGUGUCCCAGAGCUCUUCAGCGCAGAGUGCUGAAGAGGGGGAGGAUUUUAUUCCAUCAAAACUUGGAACAAAAGAAUACUGGGAUGAUGCCUACAGGAGGGAGCUCCAGACUUACAAAGACAUUGGAGAUGUUGGAGAAAUAUGGUUUGGGGAGGGAAGUAUGAACAGAGUGAUCAAAUGGAUGGAGAAACAGAAUAUACCUGAAAAUGCUGCUAUUCUGGACAUUGGCACUGGAAAUGGAGUCUUCCUUGUAGAACUGGCCAAACAUGGUUUUACAAAUCUUACUGGGAUCGACUAUUCCAGUGCCUCCAUAGAGCUCACAAGAAAUAUUCUGGAAGAAGAAGGCUUAAUAAAUAUUAACGUUCAGGAGCAGGAUUUUCUGAAUCCUAGUGCUGAUUUGAAAGACUUUGACGUAUGUAUAGACAAGGGCACCUUUGACGCCAUUAGCUUGAAUCCUGAAGGACGAGAUAUGACAAAGCUGCAGUACGUUACUUCGCUGAGAGCUGUUUUGAAGCCGCAGGGUCAGUUUGUCAUUACCUCAUGUAACUGGACCAAAGAGCAACUUCUGCAGAUCUUCAGCCCAGGUUUUGAGUUACUGCAAGAGCUGCCCACUCCUCGUUUCCAGUUUGGUGGGGUCACUGGCAACAGUGUCACAGCUUUGGUCUUCAAAAGGCUUAGCUGACCUUUAUCAUCAUGUGACUGGCCUUUGCUUUGGAAGUAAUUCAUUUGAACUGCCUCUUGAGAAGGCUUUAGAUGUUGGAACAUUGCUGUGAGGAUUUCAUUGCAUUCAGCUACAAGAGAAUUAGUGAGGUCAGGUGCCGAUGUUGGAUGAUUAGUUAGAGAUCACAAGCAGCACUCCAAAACAUCCCAAGAUAUUGGUUAGAGCGCCAUCACUCCAAAGAAAGCACUUUCACUGCAUCAUAGCCCAAUGCUUGGGGGGAUUGAUACCUCUCUAGCUGAUGCUGGCAAUGCUUUUCUAUAGCGAUUAUACAUUGCACACUAUGUGUGCACAGCUGUGUCAGCUUUAAUGGCAGUAUUAUCAAUAGACCUCUGAAGUUGUGUAUCAUUCUGUAGUCGGAGUCACACCUAUAUUAGGAGCUCUGGGUCUAAGUAGAUUUUCUCUAUGACAAAAUGAAUGGCGUUUUCGAAAAUGUUUCAAAGCCGAUAUGUUUUGUUCUGUGUAAAUUACACAUCCUUUGUCUUAUAUUAGUAACUAUGAUAACCCAAGCAGCGCAUAUCCUACAUUUCUUUUGUAAUUCAGUUUUUUCCCCUGAUGUCCACAUGUGACAUUCAUUUUUUACAUGACCUGAUGUAUGUAAAUGAUCUAUGUUCUAAUUGGCUGUCCUGCACUGGGCCUCCUUCAAAAAGCAGACCAGGUUGAAACACUCGUUAUAACUUCAGUCUGAAUGGGCAGGGCUAAACUACUGUAGGCUGAAUGGAUGAAUAUAUGUCAAUAUGUUGAUUUUGUGGCAUCACAAAAACCAAUAAAUUCAGAUUAGGCUGUUUUUGCUGCUUCGUUUUCAUAUACUGACUGUAUAAACUGGGAAGUGAAUAGUACAUUUUGACAUACUAGCAUGUUUACAUACUGCACUUAGACUUUUAUUUUAAAAUGUAUUUUUAUUUGUACUAGGGCGCAAAAGAUC